AUGAGUUCCGUAUCUGACUCCAAUUCGUUCUCAAAUUUAUCGACACCGUCGAAUUCUUUUCCGGCAAAUAAUUCCCAACGGGAAUCUUUCGCUUUUGAUGAUGUUUCAAACAUUGAACAUUGUGUUUGCCCAAUCUGCAAUGAAUCUAUGAUUUCAAUUCAUCAACUUUAUAGGCAUUUAUAUGAUAUUCAUGAUAUUCAUAUAGAUGAUAUAGAUGAUACAUCUACUGAUCAAAGAGAUGGUUUUAUUCAAUUAUUUAAGAAAGCUCAAUCAACUAUUUUGAAUCCUUUAUCAUCAAAGGCAAAAAAUAUUGCUAAUUUACCUCAAAUGGCUAUUAAUAAAUUAAACGAUCUUGAUUCGAAUUGGUUGGAUCAACAAUCUGACCUUGUUACAAAAAUUCAUUGGCAAUUAGAAGGUGAAAAUGAUAUCUGCUCCAAUUCUACUUGCGAUAAAUCUUUAAACUUGAGAAAUGGAAAACAUAAUUGUAGAAAGUGCGGAAAACUUUUUUGUGAUGCUCAUUGCCGUGUACCUAUGAAAUUGAAUAAACAAGCCCAUCAUGAUCCUGAUGGUUUUUGGUGUAGAGUUUGUGAUGAUUGUUUUCAAUCUCGUGAAGAAGGAAAUCGUUUGGAAAAACGUUUGGAAAAGCUUGCCAAAGUUUAUGCUACUCAAUCAAGCCCUGAAAAUAACACACAGGGUGGAUUGAAACCUCCUUUAACUAUGAUGCAUAGAAGGAGAGCUUCUGAACAGUCUAUUGUUAAAUGGGAAGAUGAUGCAUCAGUUACAAGUUGUCCUUUGUGCGAAACUCAAUUUGGCAAGAUAACAAAUCGCAGACAUCAUUGCCGCUUGUGUGGACGCGUUGUUUGUGAAAAAUGUUCUUCCAAAGUUUCCUUGAAUUCAACUAGCUGUUCAG
This is a messenger RNA of Dentiscutata heterogama, 910 nucleotides long. Lineage: Eukaryota; Fungi; Glomeromycota; Glomeromycetes; Diversisporales; Gigasporaceae. The record is from the annotation of a GenBank genome assembly.